AUGGAGAAGAGAAAUCAUGAAGGUGGGGAUUUGUCUCUGGAACUGAAUCACAUCAAGGAACAAUUAGAGAAAGAAAAGGUUCUGCACUUUCAGAAAACAUUUGCGGAUAGAUGUCUGCCAAGUGUGGGUGCACAUUUUGCAUGUCAUCAUUCUCCUGCUUUAGCCCGGGGUGAUGGAGUAAAUAAUGAUGGAGGAGACAGCAAUAUGCUUUCUUUGAGAAUGAAAACAACAUUCCCUAUUGUCAACUAUAAUACUAAUGAAGAAUUUAUACAUCCAAUUCCCGACAAACAAGUUAUCAAGCUUCCAAUGGUUGAACAGCUACCUAGAGCCAUUACCUGGGUUUUCACGGAUAGACAAAUCAUUUAUGUCAAUGGCCAGGCAGAGGAACUGAGCAGCGACGACGAAGAAGAUGAAGAAGAAGAAGAAACGGAGGAAGAAAGAGUGGAAUUUUCCAAAGAUGCAGAUCGGUUAAUAUGGGAGGUUGGGCAAAAACAUAAUUUUGAUGACCUGGUGGUGCAGAGUGCUCUCUCCAAUUUCUUCAACUUAGAUGUUUCAGAUAUUUUGAAGAGAUACAAUGAGCUCAAGAAGCUUAAGACCAAUGAAGGAGAUAUUGAUGAAGUUUCUGAUAUAUGCAUAUUUACUUCUUUUCAGGAGGCUACUGAUAGGCAUUUUUGCCGUCGUUGCUUCGUAAGUGUUCGAAUCUAUUGUUUUUUUUUUGUCAUCCCCCCCCCCCAAAAAAACAUAUAUAAAGAAAACCAAUCUAAUUUGUUUGGGAAGGAAGAUGUUAGGAAACAGUGCAGUAACCAUUGCUACCUUAAGCUAAGGGGUGUCACAGAAGCUGGUCAUUUGGUGAAUAAUGAUAACUCUGUAUCAAACAAGAAAGGGGAGAUUGUGGUCUCAGAUAUGUCUCAAGCAUACAAUGAGUGGACGUCUGUAGAGAUGGAUCUUUACGUCAAAGGAGCUAAAGUCUUUGGGAAAAGCAGUUGUCUUAUUACAAGAAACGUACUUUGCGGACUUAAGACGUGUUUAGAGGUUCACAAUUACAUGCGUGAGCAAGAUCAAUGUAAUAUGUUACUAGAAGAUGAAGAAACUUCAGAAACAGACCAUCAGGUUAAUGCAGAGACAUCGCGAAGAAAACGUAGGUUGGUCCAGAAAAAAGUCCAACUCCAAAAGCAAGAUUGUUACCCGGCUGCUAUAAAAAAUAGAAUGAACGAAAUAGACAAUUCGUAUAAGCAGUACACACCAUGCACUUGCGAGCCUGUAUGUGGAGAUCAGUGUCCUUGUUUUCGUAAUGGAAAUUGCUGUGAGAUAUAUUGCGGGUGUCCAGAGACAUGCAACAAUCGUUUUGGAGGAUGUAACUGUACAAGGGGUCAAUGUAUAAACCGAAAAUGUCCUUGCUUUUCUAAUUCACGCGAAUGCAAUCCAGAUCAUUGUCGCAGUUGUUCGCUUAGUUGUGGAGAUGGACAUGGCUCUCUUGGUGAGACAUCCACGACAAGAAAAUGCAAGAACAUGCAAAUCCUCCUUAAGAAACAUAUAAAGAUUCUCCUUGGAAUGUCCAAUGUUCAUGGAUGGGGUGCAUUUACACGGCACUCUCUUAAACAAAAUGAGUUUCUCGGAGAAUAUACCGGAGAAUUGGUCUCUAUAGAUGAAGCAGAAGAACGUGACAGAGCAGAUCAAAAGCUUGGUUAUUCCUACCUCUUUAACUUGAAUGAUAAGUUCGUCAUUGAUUCUCGCCGUCAAGGAAACAAGUUUAGAUUUCUCAAUCACUCAUCAAAUCCUAAUUGCUACGCCAAGUUGAUGAUUGUUAAAGGAGAUCACAAGAUUGGAUUAUUUGCAGCUAAAGCUAUCAGAGAAGGUGAGGAGCUGGUCUUCGAGUACAAACAAGGAGAAGCGGAUUCAUCUUCUAGCAACAGUGGUGGCUCUAAUUGAAAGAACAUCAGUCCAUCUACUUAGACUUGGAUCUGAGUAAGAUCGACACCAAGCAGUCGCUUUUGGAUUAUAAUGCUAUUUUGCUUUACUAAACCAUUUUUUUAAAAAAAAGUGUUUCAAAAAAAAAGCAAAUUUUAAGCAUCUACAUUUUAAUUGUAUUAAGAUUUUG
Messenger RNA from Eruca vesicaria subsp. sativa (arugula), 2098 nucleotides. Lineage: Eukaryota; Viridiplantae; Streptophyta; Magnoliopsida; Brassicales; Brassicaceae. The record is from the annotation of a GenBank genome assembly.